CUUCCGCUGACCGGGCUGCUGUCACACAGCCAUCAUGUUAUCUCGUUCCCGGUGUCUUACCAGGAAUUUGGGACGUUCCCUCUCCGUCAUUCGCCAGGGAAAUAAAGUGUUCUCCCGUCAAGCUACUGCAGCCCUCUCUACUAGUCAUGGUGUAAUUUACAAUAAAAGUCUAAAUUCACAACCUCGGUCUAGUGUCUUCCAAAUUCAGUACUUUAGGACAUCUGCAGCCUACAGAGAUGACGUUGUCACAGUUAAGACCCCGGCGUUUGCAGAAUCCGUCACAGAGGGAGAUGUGAGGUGGGAGAAAGCUGUUGGAGACACUGUGACGGAGGAUGAGGUGGUGUGUGAAAUUGAGACUGAUAAGACAUCUGUACAGGUCCCCUCCCCUGCUGCUGGAGUGAUCGAAGAGCUUUUGGUUCCUGAUGGAGGCAAAGUUGAAGGUGGCACUCCACUGUUCAAGCUUAGAAAAGGAGCGGGUGCUCCUAAAGCAGCUGAAGCUCCUAAAGUGGAGGCCCCUCCUACAGCUUCCCCUCCUCCUCCCCCCUCUCCCACUUCACCCCCUCCCUCCAUCGUGGGCCCCAUUCCCACUACAAUGCCCCCUGUGCCACCUGUGCCAGCACAUGCUAUGGCCGCCAAACCAGUUUCGGCCAUCAAACCCACCCCAGCUCCAGCUGCACCAGUGGCUCAAACAGAAGGAGUGGUGAAAGGGGCCAGGACAGAGAGCAGGGUCAAGAUGAACCGGAUGAGACUGAGAAUAGCUCAGAGACUGAAGGAAGCUCAAAAUACCUGUGCGAUGUUGACUACUUUUAAUGAGGUUGACAUGAGUAACAUCUCCGAAAUGAGGAAGAGCUAUAAAGAUGCUUUUCUGAAAAAGCACAACAUCAAAUUGGGCUUCAUGUCUGCAUUUGUGAAAGCUGCUGCCUAUGCUCUCAGUGACCAACCUGCUGUCAAUGCCGUUAUUGAUGAUACAACCAAAGAGAUUGUGUACAGGGAUUAUGUGGACAUCAGUGUGGCUGUGGCCACACCAAAGGGUCUGGUGGUUCCAGUUAUUCGAAAUGUUGAGGGAAUGAACUUUGCAGACAUUGAAAAAGCCAUUAAUUUGUUGGGAGAAAAGGCGCGCAAAAAUGAGCUUGCUGUUGAAGAUAUGGAUGGUGGAACUUUCACCAUUAGCAAUGGUGGUGUUUUUGGAUCCAUGUUUGGGACACCUAUCAUUAAUCCACCUCAGUCUGCCAUUUUGGGCAUGCAUGGCAUCUUUGACAGGCCUGUUGCUAUUGGUGGAAAGGUGGAGAUCCGUCCCAUGAUGUACGUUGCCCUGACAUAUGACCAUCGUCUUAUUGAUGGACGAGAGGCAGUAACUUUCCUGCGCAAGAUUAAGUCUGUGGUAGAGGACCCCAGGGUGUUGCUUCUUGACAUGUAAAAUUGAAAUCACCAACCAAACAACGAUGACAAUAGACAACGGCCAACUCACCCAGUGAACUUUACUAUGACUGCAGUUGUUGUAAUAAGCCAAUAGAAAGGGAUUUUAUGAAACAGUUGGAAGUGCAAUGGACAUUUUAAAGGCUUGCAGGGGUAGCGAUGCACUGCUUGGGUUUGGCAGUUUAAUUGGUGCUGGUCUUAAGAUCAAAAGCUAUUACUUGUACUACACCUAUGUUUUCUAUAUACAAAUCAAAAUGUCAGCAUAUUUCCAAGUUGAUGGCAAAGUUAACUGCAUUGUAUUGUUUUAUCUAGCACUGGGUUAAAGAUACACAUGUUUUCAAAUGAAAUGUCAGAAGUGAGGAAGAUAUGUUUAUGCCAUGUAUUUCAUUAUAAUGAAAUGCUGUGUAACAGAUUAUUUAAAAGAAACUUUUAAAAAUAAAUUUGCAUUAAUGAA
Molecule: messenger RNA, 1870 nt
Organism: Periophthalmus magnuspinnatus
Lineage: Eukaryota; Metazoa; Chordata; Actinopteri; Gobiiformes; Gobiidae
Gene: dlst
Product: dihydrolipoamide S-succinyltransferase
Exons: 15
Coding region: 35-1417 (460 amino acids)
Biological process (GO): tricarboxylic acid cycle
Cellular component (GO): oxoglutarate dehydrogenase complex
Molecular function (GO): dihydrolipoyllysine-residue succinyltransferase activity
Source: RefSeq, a predicted model, not a curated record